AUGAAAAAAAGCGCACAGAACCAGGAAUGUUGCGCUUCAAACGACGAGAUGCAGGCUGAUAUGGCGUGCAAGGAAACAGAAGUGGCAGCGACAGAACAAAUUCAGGCUGAACAAUCUUCGCCGGUCGAUGGUAAAUCCAAAGAUAUCGAUACUUCUCCAAACGGAGAGAGGACCAGUGAAUCUUCCUAUGGAACGGAAAAUUCGGUGUUGUCUUCCCAUCAGAGUCUGCAAGCGUUGCAAGCGUUGAACAGCGUGAACGAGCAAGAAAGUGAUGAAACACGAAGUAUAGAGGAAAUAGAGAUCGGGUUGUAUGAACAAGGACCAUUAAAUGAAAUAGCAAUUGAAGAAAAUGAUCAUGAAAGCAUUCGAGAAUGUGACUCGAGUUGCAGCAGCCCCCUUUUAAACGGUCAUGUUGUUGAUAGUGAUGUUCACAUCACAACAGAAAAAUCGCAGGAAACUCAUUCAGGGACAAGUGACAAGGAACCCAAGGAAAAUGGAAGAUAUUUUUCAUUAUUCUGUAGGAAAUCCCGCACUUCACCGUCAAAAUCGAACAGGUCCAAUGGAGAUGUAAUUAUUAAUAUUGACGUUGAAGAAAUUUCUAUCCAUGAGUCUCCUCGCCGCAAGUCGAAAUACUCUCUAAACGACCGUUUGAAGGGCUGGUUUCAACCCAUGGACAAUAAAAUGAACAUGAAAGUUUUCGGGAGUAGAAGAGCCUUAGCAGACGAACUUAUACGUUACAGUAAAGUAGGAUGGAUUAUACAUCCAACAAGUGCAUUCAGGUCAGGGAAUAAUUAUUGUUUGCAAACUAUGUUAUUGUUAUGUUUUUGCCCUUUAGUUUAUUUUCGUCCCUAAUGCUUUUGAUGCCAUUUCUAUUUACUUUGAUUGAUCGUUCGUUUUCUCUACCAAGGAACAUCCUUUAUUGUGGCUUAAAUAUUGAAGACAGGAAGUUCGUUACUGAAACACUGUUUUGUGACUGCAUUUCACGCUGAAUAAUGUAAACAAAAACUCCCUCACUUUUCUUUAAAAGGGUGGAACUUGUCACAUCGAAACACAUGUAUUUUCCCACUUGCCCCACAAAAACCUCAACCCUUAUUGGAAAUAACUAAACAUCGUUAGAGGAAUUUCAUUUGCUUGUGAUUCGCUACGCUGUGAUUACUUCAUGUGGCCGAUUUCCGUCUCCGGCUUUAGUUUAAAUUUUAAUGAAGCUCUAUUUGCGUACAAACUAGUUCCUUUAUUACGGUUUUUUCCCUAUGCAAAUCGAAAUAGUCACUUAAAAAAACCUGUGAAAACUCGCUGUCCUCCUUUGUUAUUUCGCUUUCACCAAGUUUUUUUGGUUAACAACCUCGCAAACAGGUGAUUUUUAAAUGCUCUUCUUGUCGCCCUUUAAUAUUUUUCUUGCCUUUUUUUUUUCUUUUUACACUCCAUUAGAGUCGGGAUUAAACAUGAAAAUUCAAAAGAAAAAAAACAUGUGUCUGCGAAGCAGGCUUCUGAGAGCUAUUGAUGAAUUGUUUAACGAAUUUCAUUUGCGGCCAGGCAGAGAUUUUAUGAAGUGAUGAUUUAUCAUGAUUAAAUCUUUAAGUCAUAUUGCCAACAAGGUAGCCUGUCAAAUACCCUUGUUUAAUUAACGAACCAAAGGAGUCGAAACGUUUCGAAAAGUUACUCAAGUAGGUUGCAAAUUGCUUGUACGGCGGAUUAGACAUAUUUACCAAUUUUAAAAUAAAAUUUAGUUUAAAUGGUAUGAGGUUAUUUUCAAGAGGACUAGGGUAUAUGUUUACAGAUUGUUUAGUCUGAGGGGAAAGAUUAAAAAUAGCGUAGCACGUGUUACAAUUUUUUUGUGUUUGUUUUAUGUUCAUAUUUUAUUCGGUGAAAUAUGAUUUACGCUCAGAUAUCGGCUGAGAUUACGAGACUUUUUACGUAAGUUUAUUUCUCUCGUUUUUUGGUCGUUUGUAGUAAAUAUUGAUAACACACACUGUAUCCACUCAUAAGGAAAAUCGAUCAUUGCUGUUGAUGUAAAGAACUGAACGCACCGCAUAAUUAAACUAAUGAGCAGGUCGUGAGGUUUCAUGAAAAGGUGAAACUUGUUAUGGAUCAUGAUUGAUUUUCUGAUGGUCCCAGUGAUUCGAUCAGCACUUUCUACAGGAGUCAUAUUUUCUUUAAUUGUACACUCCCGUUAUGUAAACUUAAUUUAAAAGAGCCCUGCUUUUUACCCUUUAUAUAUAGUCUGUGCGCUUUGAAAACGGAAGAUUAAAAGUUCAGUGCUGAGAACGGAAUGGAUCGUAAAGAAAAUUUCAAACGUCGAGUUAUCCCGUAAAGAGAAAAAGGCGACCCGUUACACACUUUGCUUCGCUAACGAAAAUUUUUCAUGGGUAGUCCAGUUUAAACUGUCAUAAAAAAAAAUGAUACUCAAGUUUUGCAUAUUGAAACUGUCUUUCGAAUCAUUCGGGUCAGUACUUCCUUCAACACAGAAUCAACAUUACAUUCAAUAACGAAUUCCAAAAAUUGCUCAAGAAAUUUAUGCUUAAGCAAGUCAUUGUUCCUUUUGAUGCCCUUCAAUUGUAGCCUUGGCGCCUUAUUAAAAGUCUAAUGACAAAGGGAAGCAAAACGAUGUGCCCAAUGAAAAUUUGAGUGCUGUAAAUUAGUUUUUUCCUUAAUGCUCUCUCUUUGUAUUUUAAAACCUUAGUUAUUUUAAAGGGAUUAUUGGUAAUGGGAAUUCGUGUUCAAGAGAAUCCGUAUUUCUCUAAGCGCAUGCAUGUUUGCAUGCUAUACAACAUGGGCGUUAAGCCAAUAAGUGCGUAAGUAACUUUAUUUCAACUCUGGUUGAUGUGGCUGAUUAAGGCCCUAGCAGUACAUUCUAACACGCCGAGAAAAGUAAAAGAAAAUAACAAAAAAAAAAUAGUUCAGGAUAUCAAAAAUGAUUAGUUAAUGACUGACUUUCUAACAAAUUUAACUAAGUAAACAAUCCUAGCUCCAAAAAUUACAACAAAGGGAAAAUCUAAGACUCUACAUUACAAAUGUAGCUCUCUUACAGCAUUCUUAAAUUCCCUAAGAAUCGUCGUUGAGCGUAAUACAUCCGGUAAUUCCACACUUUGGCACCAGUUUUAAACUGUAAUCAAAUUAUAUGCUUUUGGGAACAAAAUCUGUUAAAAACUGCAUCUUCUCCAACUUGGGGCUUCGUUAUUCAGUAGUUAGUUAUUUAGGCCUAAAUUGUGCAAUGUUUUGUUAAAAACGGUAAUUUUCGUCUGAACUUUCUUUUAAGCCUUCGCUCGCUACAAUUUCUUUAAUUUUAGUUUAUCUACCAGGAAAAAUUUGUCACAGUACAAAAGGGAUUUAUUUUAUACGCAUUCUGUUCAUGGCAUAGUGUUUUAAUCUCAGGAACUGCCCAUAGAAACCUUUAACAUUUUUUUUAAUGCUUGAACCUGACUUCAAAGUUGGCUAAAAUCACGAGUUUGUUUUUUUAAAAAACAACCAGUGGGCUCGCGGAAACUUAAGCCAUUUUGGCACAAAAAACGCAUUCGAAAACGAGGUUUUACCAAAAUAUGUGGCAUAGUGACAAUAACAAGACACGUUAGUUUUUUACUCUGGAAGGGCUUAUUGAUUGGUUUUUCCUAAAAGCGAUAACUAAGCACAAUUGUUGUUAGCAGAAAGUACAUUGAUUCCGACGUUGACAUUUCCUUCGCAUCUAGAUAAAAGCCUGAUUCAAGUCCUGUCGUUGCACGCGUGUUAGAAUCUAAGAUUCUCAGUGAAAAUAAAUAUUUCACAACUUUUGCUUUAACUUAAAUUGUCAUUUUGAUCUCUUUUAAUUUUCAGGCUCUACUGGGAUCUUAUGCUUCUCUCGUUGCUGAUCGUAAAUAUGUUCGUUCUUCCGGUGGCGAUUGCUUUCUUCAAUGAUGAUAUGAGUCCUUCUUGGAUUGCUUUUAACAGCAUUUCUGACGGAAUCUUUCUCUUGGACAUUGUUUUAAACUUUAAAACUGGUGUGCUUAUUCACGGUACACCCAACAAGUUUAUUCUAGAUCCGAAAAAAAUCGCGAUACGGUAGGUAAAUUUUUCAAUACUUAAAAAUUUAUUUUUCUCAGUUGACGUUUUCUUGGUUUUUUUAAGUUUGUUUCACUACUUACUGAUAAUUUCAUAUAAAAUAUUUAGAUUGAGGGCGGGUCAUCUUUUAUUAACAAUGAUCUUUCUCGAUUUCCAAGAUAACGUGUUCAAUUAAUAGGUCAAACACCUUUACUGCCAAACAACAUGUUCCUCUUUGUAUUUUGAUUUCCAAACCACGCCUUAAUAAUUUAAACAUAGAUUUCUUUAACGACAAAAAUGAGCUGAGAAAUCGUUACUUUCCAAUGACAUGCGAAAAAAUAUUUUUAGCGCAUUUGUUCGGCUCUACUUUUCCCUUGUCAACCCUUACCAUCAUUUUCACGUCUUUCCGUUCUGUUUCGGAAACAAAUUAGAAGAAACCUCAUUCUCUGACUUCACCCGUUUGACAUUUAUUUUAAAUACAGAGUUUUCAAAUUGAUUUAUCUAUGAAACAUCCGCCCAUAUUUUAAGCAAAAUAAUACCGAAAACAGUGUUUUGUGGGAGCAAUGUUGUUGCUGUUGUUGUUUUUUUUAUUUUUACGGAACUACCUCUUAAUGCUUUCUGAAAUUUCUAAAGGGUAUUUUUGAUAUUUUCAAGCUCUUCUCCCUCCCUCCUUUGAAUGUCUUUGAAUUCACGCAAGCGUGCAACACGCGUGAUCUCGUCACUGAGCUAAUUAUGUCUACAAAGGUUGAACUUGAAUCUGAAGUUCGCACUAGUUUUUCUUGAAAAGUGGAUUAUUUUUUUGUUUGCCAUCUCAAACUUGCAGCUGUGCAGAGUUAAAGACUUUAAGAGGCUCUACUAACAGCUAAAUUUUGUAUACUUUUCGUCAUACACGGCGGCACGGUGAAAACGGUUUUGCUAAACAACGGCUAAACUUUGUUUAGAUUAUCAGGCCUUACACUUUGCAUUUUAAUCAUCCAAGUAAUUCCAGAUAAGAACCACAAGUGGUGUCAUUUUCACAGGUACGCUAGGACAUGGUUUCUUAUUGAUCUGGUUUCUUCGUUCCCGUUUGAUUACGUCGUUUCCUCGGCGACAAGCUCGGGUUCCGGACGAUUGUUGAGCGCAUCCAGGGCAUUGCGCAUUCUACGCAUGGCAAAACUUCUAAGUUUGUUGCGCUUGCUCAGAAUAUCACGUCUUGUACGUUACGUUCAUCAGUAUGAAGAGGUGUGUGAAAUUUUCCUCAAAGCCUUUGUCAUUUAUGUAAAACGAGGAAGUUAUGUUGGCCUGGACUUAGGAACGUUAGGACAAGGGUUGGAGCUCUUUUUGGAGGUCCUUCUGUUUUGUUCUUGUAAGGGCUUCAAAAUCUGCCCUUCCAAGGCCUACCUCUCUCACCCUCUAGGAGUGUAUAUGGGUACAGGCAAACUUUCAGGGGAAACCUAAUGAAAUGCUGGAGGGGGAGGGGGGUGUCUUGAAUGGACUAAUUCCAAUCCAGAUCAGGAGGAACAACUGUCCUAGAAGCCGUUUCAUACUCAAUAACAGGGGCGAGUUUUGGAAGAUUUGUGAGCCAGUCUCAUCUAGACUUCAACAAACUUUCGGUGAACUAUUUCUAAUGAUCGACGUAAUGUGAUAUAUUUCUCGCAAUGAAAAUCUAUAUAUCUGCUGGAAAGCAUUUCCUGUGUGUUUCGUGUUGGAAAGUUUCGUAACAGAGGAAAAAAUAAAAUAAGAGAGAUAGAAAGCUUUAAUCUCGGUUAAGAAAUAGAGAAAGAUUGAUUUUUUCGUCUUGUCACGAGCGUGGGACGAGGAAAAAUUUUUGAUUCACCGUGAGGAAUCGAACCUCAGACCUUCUGAUCCGCGCUUCGAGAGGAAAAAACUGUCAUUUUUUUUUUCACAGACAGGACAAUUUUAACCAUGUUCUCACGUUUUUCUUCAUAUCUGGUAAAACUUGGAACAGGUUUUAAAUGUGACUCGCUCAGUUAUCCGGUUCGUUAAUCUGAUAAGUCUGAUGAUGCUGGUAGCUCACUGGAAUGGUUGCAUGCAAUAUCUCGUACCAGUCCUCAACGAUUUCCCGGCGAACUCGUGGGUUAUAAUUCAUGACUUACGGGUAAGUAUGGUUCACAAUUUUAAUAGAAGUCUUUAAGAUGAUUGACAACUAGCUGCAGACACAACAAAAUGAUCAAAAUAAGCGAAGAUUAUCGAUUUAACCGCAUCUUUUUGUACGUAAUUCGUUUUCAUCGGUAUGUUACUGGUUCCAAUCGAUUUUAUGGGCCACCGCUAUACAGGAGACACUGAUGAUCCUGAAAUUGUAAACAUUAAUCGCAAAAAAGAGUUCGAAUGAGGAACCGCUAUCGGAAACGGACACCGCACAGAACUUGCCUUUAUCACUGUGCACCAACCCCAGCGCCAAUCUUACAUUCACAGCAAAAAGUAGAGAAAACGUAACACGGCAAUUGCUUUUAUAUUUACUCAAACUUGCAGCCGACGACUUUCAAAUGCUUCUGUCGUUACAAUAACGCAUGGAAAAUCAAUUUCAUUUCUAAUGCAAAGAUUUCCAUGUUAAUUUGAAUGUUCUCCUCUGGUCAUUUGCCGAGCCAUCAUUUUUCGUUUGGUGUAACCAAAACUUUUAUCGUCGGCCAGGAGUCGAUGACUCAACGCCUUCCUUUCCCCUGCACCCAAAACAUACGACUUUAACGUUUUCUUCUUUUUCGUUUAGGACAAGGCAUGGACGGAGCAGUAUUUAUGGGCUCUUUUCAAGGCUUUAUCACACAUGUUAUGCAUCGGAUAUGGAAGACAUCCUCCUCAAAACAUUCCAGAGACUUGUGUUACAAUUACCAGCAUGAUGUCUGGUGCCACAUUUUACGCGCUUUUUAUUGCUUAUUCCAUAAACGUUAUCCAGACCAUGGAUUCCCCGAGUCGGCAUUACAAGGAAAAGGUAGGAAGGACUGACUGAUCCAGAUAUUGGAUACUUAAAACUGACUUAGUUAUUGACGCACAUUUAAUAGAGUAGUUUCCAGGUUGAUUGAAUGACUGACCGACUGACUGACUGAAUGAAUGAUUGGCUGACUGACUGACUGACUUACUAACUGACUUACUAACAGAGUAAGCCCUUACUUACUGACAGACUGCUUGACUGACUGACUGAUUGGCUGACUGACUGACUUACUGGCUGACUUACUGAGUGACUGACUGACUGCCUGACUGAAUGGCUAACUGAUUCAUUGAUUGACGACGGACAAUUAGACUGGACUGAAAUAAGAAUAAAAAUAGUUUUUAAUCGAAUCGGAGUGAACUGAAUGAAAUACAACGAUACUGAAUGACUUACUGCCAACUGACUAAAUGAAUGACUGAAGUCAUUGACACGAAAAACGGUUGGUUAUUCAAACUGCAGUGUAUUAUUUCUUAUUUUUAGAUCCAACAAAUUGAGGAGUAUAUGGCUCACAGAAGACUGCCUGUUCAUCUAAGAGAUAAAAUUACCAAGUAUUACGAGCACCGAUUUCAAGGAAAACUUUUUGACGAGGAGAAAAUACUGUCUGAAGUUUCUCGGCCAUUGCGUAAGGUAGGAAUGAAAAGUGAUUCACGAAUAAAUUGCAAAACCAAGCCGUUCUAUACUUAUUCGAAAAGAUGUAGUAACAUUUAUCAGUGUAAGAACUACUACGGCUGAGGAUGGAAACGAUUUACACGAAUUGCGAAUGACGAGUUAGGUUCAAGUUACAGGACCAAAAACGUAGCUAUUUUCUAAGAAUACGAGCAGUCCCUCCUUUUCGGCAAACUCCGUCCAAACGAAAAAAAAAGGAGUCUAGCGCGCGGCGCGGAACUCUUUCUGCGCCUCACUCCCAGAGUUCCACGCGGUGCUAGCAAAUUUUUUUUGGGACUUGCACAAUGGACUUCAUUGAAAAGGAGGGUCUGCUAUUUUCUUUAAUAAUACUACCAUUUCUUUCUCAUCGUCAGGCAAUUGUCAAUUACAACUGUCGCGAGCUCGUCCGUGCAGUUCCAUUUUUCUAUGAUGCUGAUCCAGAUUUUGUGUCAGCCAUUAUAACCAAACUCGACUUUGAAGUGUAUCUGGAAGGUGACGUUAUUAUACGUGAAGGGGAACUUGGAACUGAGAUGUAUUUUCUUAAAUCUGGGGUAGUGAGUGUCUCGUGUGAGGGAGUUAGUACAGAUGAUCUCUCUGAUGGCGCAUAUUUUGGAGGUGAGUUUAAAACAACUGGCAUUUACGCUCUCGAUUAUCUCGAGCUCAAGUGUAAUAGUAAAAUCUGCAAAUCCCAGAACUCGUGUGAAAAAAGACGACGAUGUAAAUGUACGUUAGGCCAUCUAUACAAUAAAGCUAAAUGGGAUGAUUCAGUCUUCUAGCUUGAUCAUAUCUACAAUGAACUGCUUUGAAAGACUCUUGCCCUUCCUUGGACAGCGAAGGGAUUUAAAAUCUACCAGUGCUUAGUUUUUUGAAAGGGCGGUAACACCACACAACGGAUAAAUCGCUGUCUUACGAACAGGUGUUUACAAAACGUACAGCACUAUCCUCCAGAUAGGGAUUUAUUCAGCGGAUAUCCUUAACCAUCCUUCGACGCUAAUUUACAAUUAUUAAAACGAAUGCCCAUUCAUUAUUAGCUUAUCUUACCUUUCAUUAUGCAGACACCAUUGUAUAUUUUUCCCCUCUCCCGAGAUCAAAUGGAAUAACCUAGAUCAAAACUUUGACUAAUUUCUUUCUAUUUUUUAUAUCAUUUUUGCCAAUGAUCUUUUUUCUCAGAAAUCUGCCUUCUGACACACGCAAGACGCACUGCGACUAUCGUGGCAAAGACUAUGUGCGACAUAUUUAUUUUACACGCCGAAGAUUUCAGGGAGGUCGUGGAAGAAUUUCCAGAAAUGCGACACGUUAUGGAAUCAGUGGCAUCGGAAAGAUUGAGCAGAAUGGGAAAAUCAGUCGACUUUUCAAACUCCGCUUGUCCUUCCAGAGAGUGUUUACUUGCCAAACUUCAAACCUCAGCUUCCAGACGGAGCAGUAUUUGUUGUAGUUGUACGAAUUUACUUCAACCCCGAGAAAAUAAUCCGGAAAUUGUCAUCACCAGAGAAGUUUCGUCAGACGAUGACAAUAUAAUAAAUUAG
This is a messenger RNA of Pocillopora meandrina, 9105 nucleotides long. Lineage: Eukaryota; Metazoa; Cnidaria; Anthozoa; Scleractinia; Pocilloporidae. The record is from the annotation of a GenBank genome assembly.